Dioszegia hungarica is the source of this 2058-nucleotide messenger RNA. RefSeq lists its product as uncharacterized. The transcript is spliced from 3 exons. The coding region runs from base 1 to 2058 and encodes 685 amino acids. Lineage: Eukaryota; Fungi; Basidiomycota; Tremellomycetes; Tremellales; Bulleribasidiaceae. The record is from RefSeq and is a predicted model, not a curated record.
AUGAGCGGCAUGAUAGAUGCGAUCGCUACCGGCUUCGGGGGCGAGAAGUGUGGUCAGGUCCUAAGGGCCAAGUCCGCUACUCGGCCACUAUGGACCCUGGUUCCUCUACCCCUCUUCCAGGUCGCACCCGCCCGCUCCCUCCCGCAGACAGUACACGGUCCGCCUAAAUCCCUCUCUAGCAUAUGCCUCGCCAAAAUCUCUCGGGAAUUCCACCACUAUACCCCCUCGUCCUUCGGCAACGUCUCGCCGGUCCUGCUCAAGCGGAUCUUUGACCGGGUGCGGCAUGACCGCGAGUACGAUCAGUACGAGGACGACGCGUCCCGGCCAGACGAGGCGACCAUCUGGGCGCUAUCGCUCCUCACAGACCCCGAGGCGGCGGCGGCGGACCACUCGCUCGCCCUCCCCAUCGAUAUCACACUGCAGCAUCUCACUCCCAAGCCGACAUUCGCCAAUCCCCUACACCCCUUUAUCGGGAUCCCGAAGCUCUACGCCCAACUCCAACCGGAUACGCGAUACCAGCUAAUCACCUCGCUCCAUCUUGACGGCAUCAAUGAUCUGGUCAAUGACCAGAAUAUCAUUUCGCUCAAGUACGCAACGCACCUCACGGUACUCCGGAUGAUUGCGUGUCGGCGGGUCUCGGAUAGUGGGGUGCGAUUGCUAGCAGCUGCGCUGGAGCUACCGGGGAAGGAAGGGGCCGAGACGGGCAGAGGAAUGUGGAGGUUGCGCGCGUGGUACCUCCAAGGGUGUAAGGGUGUGGGGGAUAAGAGUAUGCCUCUCUUGGCGAGAUGGCCGGGAUUGUUACUUCUCGACAUCCGCAAUACCUCCUGCACGACCUCGGCUAUCAACAUCUUCAACCGCCAGACCGAAGCCCUCUUCCCGCACAAACUCGCCCAUGUCCAAAUCUGCUCUCAAGGCCUCUUCCCCCUCUUCAACCCAGCUACAUCCUCAGCGGAGCUCGUCACCCACCUCUCGAGAUCGCUCUUCAUCCCCACCACCGCCCGGAACAAGCAGCCACGUCCUCAUCGUUCGCUGAACCUCCUCCCGGCCUACAUCCCCAUUGCACCAGAAUGUCUGCCCAACUACCUCGUCACUACCGCGGCUCUACCGAGACAUACCCCCGACUCGGACUUUUCGACAUACCGCGCCGGCGGGAUUGGGCAGGUGUACGGAGGUGGCGUCAGGAACAUUGAGGACAAGGUCCAGGCGCUGAGGAAAGAUGUGAAUACCGCGCUGUACAUGCAAGCGCUGGAAGAGGGACUGCACAAGGAUCCCAAGCCGGAUAAGGAGGACAGGUGGUGGGAGAAGAAGGACAAGCCGAAAGGUAAGGUUAUCAAGACAAAGAAGGGAGAAGCCGGCGCCGGGCCCGGGUCGGAUGAGCGGAGCAAGCAGUUUGCGGCGGGUGGCCAGGCCAAGCCGCCCCCGCCGAAUGAUGGGACGGUCAGGGGCCAUACCAAGUUGAUGUUGGUACGAGUGGCGCAGGAAGGGUGGGAAACGCUAUCGUGGAAAUUGGGAGUGGGGAAUGCGGUCGCGAUAUCGUCCGAACCGGCCCCCGCUGCCUUGACAAAACGGAAGAUCGACCUUGUCGGGACGCUGCUGGGCUCGAGCACUACUGCGCCCCGCUCUACGCCAGCUUCAGGUUCUGGCUCGUCUCCGCCUAUACGGCCCAGCACAGCCCCUCGCGGAUCUAUGGCAAAGAAGCCAGCGGCACCACCGGCCAAAGCGAACCCUUUCAGACCGACCGCGCCCGCCAAACGCCCCGUUCUCCCCACUACAUCCUCAUCCUCCUUCACAUCCUCUCAGCCCUCGGCAUCGUCGUCACGGACGUCGCCGUCCUCCUCGCAGAUGGCGCCUGCUCCGCGGGCGGGCAAUCCCUUCGCCACGCCAAGUCAGCGGCCGAAUACCUUUGGCGUCAUCCCGCUGUCUAGCUCCCCGGCUGGACCGGCUAGUAGCGAUGCGGACGACUUUGCGUCGAGCGGGAAGAAGCGGAGCUGGGGUGGAGUGGCGGAGGAGAGUACGAAGAGGAGGGGGAUGAAGAUGUUUAGUGGGGCACGGAUGUGA